Messenger RNA from Cuscuta epithymum, 932 nucleotides. NCBI's taxonomy places the organism in Eukaryota, Viridiplantae, Streptophyta, Magnoliopsida, Solanales, Convolvulaceae. The record is from the annotation of a GenBank genome assembly.
AAGAUGGAAGGUGGUAGAUAUUCGGUUGAUUUGGGUAACCUCCAACGCAAUCGAAGGAACGAGAUUGGGAGGAAGAAAUCCCGCAAAGGUAAAGAACUUGCCGGUUCUUCAUCUCAAAGCCGAGAUGAUUUUGAAACGGGUUACCAAAGGCGAGAUGGAGAUGCGAUGUCCGAAGAACAACUCCAACAAGAAUUGGCCCGACAUAAUAACCGCUUUCUACAACAACAACAAAUGCCGACGACCAUUGUCGAAGAGGAGCUUGAGGAUGAAGAUGCGGAGGAAUUGGAACCGGAGACGGCCGAGGAGGAGGGUGCCGGCAGCCACGACGCCGACGAGCCUGCCUCAUCCCAAACCGCCACCGGUAAUAAAAAAAGUAAGUCUGAACUAAUGAAAAAUAAUUUUGAUAAAUGGAAGGACCCACAAACCGGCUAUUGGCACGCAACUUGCAAGUGGUGCAACAACAAUUAUAGUUUGGGAACCUCCGGCGUAUACGGAUCCGCCGCAAGGCAUCUUAAGGCAAAGCACCCCGUGGAGUAUGCAAAAUUAGGCGGCGGAACGGGGAAGCAAACUCAAAUAUCGAGAAAAUGAUGACUUUGACGUUCUAGACUGGUGGAAGUCAAAAGAAAGAACGUUCCCGAUUUUAGCACGGAUGGCUAAGCAAGUACUAUCAAUGCCGGUUUCAACAGUUGCUGUGGAACAAGAAUUUAGUUCGGCCGGCAACGUCCUAACGGCAUCUAGAUCGAGAUUGAGCGCGGAGUCUCUUGAGACGCUUAUAUGCUACCACGAUUGGUUGAAGGCUGCACGUAGAACUCAAGAAUUGAGCAUCACCCCCUCCCAAGAUUUUAUGGAUGACUCAACAACCGAUGGUGGCUCUACCUAUGCCGGAGAUUCCGAUUGAUUAGUAUUUUAGAAUUUAUUAUAAAAUGUAUUUU